Molecule: messenger RNA, 2593 nt
Organism: Marmota flaviventris (yellow-bellied marmot)
Lineage: Eukaryota; Metazoa; Chordata; Mammalia; Rodentia; Sciuridae
Gene: Bag3
Product: BAG cochaperone 3
Biological process (GO): negative regulation of striated muscle cell apoptotic process; muscle cell cellular homeostasis; protein stabilization
Cellular component (GO): nucleus; membrane; cytosol
Molecular function (GO): adenyl-nucleotide exchange factor activity; protein-folding chaperone binding
Source: RefSeq, a predicted model, not a curated record
CAUCCAACCCGCGCGGCCGCCAACUUCUCUGGAUGGGACCAGAAGUUUCUAGCCGGCCAGUUGCUACCUCCCUUUAUCUCCUCCUUCCCCUUUGGCAGCGAGGAGGCUAUUUCCAGACACUUCCACCCCUCUCCGGCCACGUCACCCAGUCCUUUAAUUCAUAAAGGUGCCCGGGGCCGGCUUCCCGGACACGUCGGCGGCGCGCAGAGCUCUCGCUCCACCGGCGGCAGCGAAGUGUCCGCACCCCGCGACCCCGCGUCCCGCGGCCGCUGCGGCCCGACCCCGACCCAGCAUGAGCGCUGCCACCCACUCGCCCAUGGUGCAGAUGGCGUCCGGCAACGGCGCCGGUGACCGCGACCCCCUGCCCCCCGGCUGGGAGAUCAAGAUCGACCCGCAGACCGGCUGGCCCUUCUUCGUGGACCACAACAGUCGCACCACGACGUGGAACGACCCACGCGUGCCCCCCCAAGGUCCCAAGGAAACAUCGUCCUCUGCCAAUGGCCCUUCCCGGGAGGGCUCCAGGCUACUUCCCACAAGGGAAGGCCACCCUGUGUACCCCCAGCUCCGACCAGGCUACAUUCCCAUUCCCGUCCUCCACGAAGGGGCUGAGAACCGGCAGACAUACCCUUUCCAUGCCUAUCCCCAGCCUGGGGCUCAGCGAUUCAGAACUGAGGCAGCCGCAGCUGCCCCUCAGAGGUCCCAGUCACCUCUUCGGAGCAUGCCAGAAGCCACCCAGCCAGACAAACAGUGUGGACAAGUGGCAGCAGCUGCAGCAGCUCAGCCCCCAGCCUCCCAUGGACCUGAGCGGUCCCAGUCUCCAGCGGCCUCCGACUGCUCCUCCUCAUCUUCCUCGGCCAGCCUGCCCUCCUCUGGCAGGAGCAGCCUAGGCAGCCACCAGCUGCCUCGGGGCUACAUCCCCAUCCCAGUGAUACAUGAGCAGAAUGUGGCCCGGCCGGCUGCCCAGCCCUCCCUCCACCAAGCCCAGAAGACCCACUACCCGGCUCAGCAGGGUGAAUACCAGACCCACCAGCCUGUGUAUCACAAGAUCCAGGGUGAUGAAUGGGAGCCCCGACCUGUGAGAGCAGCCUCCCCUUUCAGGUCACCAGUGCGGGGUGUGUCCAGCCGGGAGGGCUCGCCAGCCAGAAGCAGUACACCAGUGCACUCCCCAUCGCCCAUCCGUGUGCACACCGUGGUUGACAGGCCCCAGCAGCCCAUGACCCAUCGAGAAUCCCCACCUGUUGCCCCACCUGAAAACAAACCAGAAAGUAAGCCAGGCCCAACUGGACCGGAUCUCCUUCCUGGACACAUCCCAAUUCAAGUGAUCCGCAAGGAGGCGGAUUCUAAACCUGUUACCCAGAAGCCGCCUCCUGCCUCUGAGAAGGUGGAAGUAAAGGUUCCCUCUGCUCCAAUUCCUUGUCCUUCCCCUUCUCCAAUUCCCAGCCCUGCCCCUUCUGCUGUCCCCUCUUCCCCCAAGAAUGUGGCUGCAGAAGAGAAGGCAGCCCCCAGCCCUGCACCUACAGAAGUCACACCCCCCAAACCAGGAGAGGCUGAGGUUGCCCCAAAACAUCCAGGUGUGCUUAAAGUGGAAGCCAUCCUGGAGAAGGUGCAAGGGCUGGAGCAGGCCGUGGACAACUUUGAAGGCAAGAAGACUGACAAAAAGUACCUGAUGAUUGAAGAGUAUCUGACCAAAGAGCUGCUGGCCCUGGAUUCUGUGGACCCUGAAGGACGAGCUGAUGUACGUCAGGCCAGGAGAGAUGGUGUCAGGAAGGUUCAGACCAUCUUGGAAAAACUUGAGCAGAAAGCAAUCGACGUCCCAGGUCAAGUCCAGGUCUAUGAAUUCCAGCCCAGCAACCUUGAAACCGAUCCACCACUGCAGGAGAUCAUGGGGGUGGGUACCACAGCAGCAGACAAGGGGAAGAAAAGUGCUGGAAAUGAAGAAGCCCAAACUGCAACCCAGCAGCCAGAAGCCAAAGAAGCAGCAGCUCCAAACCCCGGCAGCACGACGGACUCAGCUGGCCCCCCAGCAGCCACACCAUAGUCCCCAUUAGACAAGAAUCAGACUUGGAGACUUGGCACUGUUGUGUGUGCUUUAGGGAGUUUUAAGUUGCAUGCAUUUCAGGGACUUUAAGUCAGGUGGUUUUUAUUUUUUUGUAGGUGUUCCGUACACAGUAACUUGGGUGGAGGCAAAACACUAAUAAAAGGGCUAAAAGGAAAAUGAAGCUUUUCUUCUGUAUUCUUACUCUGUAUAAAUAAGAAGUUGCUUGUUUCAGAAGUUUAACCCCAUCGCUUAUUGUUUUGGGUCCCCACUGUGCAUGGGCACCAUGUGUUAACUGUGGUUGUGAGCUGUCUUUCUGUAGCUCUGAACUGAGGAGUCUUUUGGGGGGGGGUAGAUGGGGAGUCGAUUUCCCAUCACACAAAUAUGAAAUCCAUUUUUCAGAAAUGUUGCCAUUGUAAUGGGAUGAUUUUCAUCUCAGAGUUCAAAUAUCUAACUUUUAGAUAGAAUAAGAUGUAAGGAGCUAUAGUCAUAUCUGUAUGUUGGACAACUAUAAUGUUACAUUUGAAAAAAGGGGAAAUAAAGUAAUUAUAUAACUCA